CGUCCCCGGGCGCGUGAAGACGGCGGGGCCCUCCGCCGGGCGGCGGCCGGCUCUGCGCCCGCGGCCCUCGGAGCCGGGCGGCGUGAGGGGCUGCCGCGAGUGACAGCCGUCGCUUCCCGUCUGGAUAUGUUUCCUUCCCAACCCGGCUGCUUCUUCGAUAUCGUGAAGCUGCGUGGGAAAUAAGCGCGUUCCCGAGGCGGGCGGCGGCGCGACGCCUUUCCCGGAGCCGGGCGGCGGCGGCCGGCGUCCUCCCCGGCGCCGCGGAGCCAUGCGGACGGGCCGCCGCGAGGGAGUAGCAGCGCAGCCGGCGCCCCUCACCUGCCGUCCGCCCUCGCGGACCGAGCCGUGAGCCGAGAGCUCGCCGCGGCCGCCGGAAAACGGAGGAAAUCGCUCUCGUCGGUGUCUUUAUUUCCCGCUCCGCCUCGACCCCCGCGCCCCCAGGAUGACGGCCUCGCUGCGGCGCCUCGUGCCGCUGCUCCCGCUCCUGCUCGCCGCCGCCGCCCCGCAGCCCGGCGCUGCGGCCGCUGCGCAGAGUGAGGAGCGGCUGUGUGCAUUUAAGGACCCGUAUCAGCAGGACCAUGGGAUCAGUGAGAGCCGAAUCUCCCAAGAGAAUGGCACCAUUUUGUGCAUGAAAGGCAGUACCUGCUAUGGACUUUGGGAAAAAACACGGGAAGGAGACAUACAUCUGGUAAAGCAAGGAUGCUGGUCUCAUAUAGGAGACCCACAGGAGUGUCACUUUGAGGAGUGCAUAGUUACAACCACCCCUUCCUUGAUUCAGAAUGGAACAUAUCGGUUCUGCUGUUGUAGCACUGACUUAUGUAAUGUCAACUUCACUGAAAACUUCCCACCUCCUGACCCAACUGAUACAACACCUUACAAUUCUUCUCAUUCUUUUCAUCGGGAUGAGACGAUAGUUAUUGCCCUUGCAUCUGUGUCUGUACUAGCUGUCUUGAUUGCUGCUCUGUUCUUUGGAUACAGAAUGCUUGCAGGAGACCGUAAACAAGGAUUGCAUAGUAUGAACAUGAUGGAGGCAGCAGCAUCAGAGCCCUCAUUGGACCUAGACAAUCUUAAGUUACUGGAGUUGAUUGGCCGGGGACGAUACGGAGCAGUGUACAAAGGCUCCUUGGAUGAACGCCCCGUUGCUGUGAAAGUAUUUUCUUUUGCUAAUCGUCAGAACUUUGUCAAUGAGAGGAAUAUUUACAGGAUUCCACUGAUGGAACACGACAAUAUUGCCCGCUUCAUUGUGGGAGAUGAGAGAUUCACUGCAGAUGGGCGUAUGGAAUAUUUAUUGGUGAUGGAGUAUUAUCCCAAUGGUUCACUGUGCAAAUAUCUGAGUCUCCACACAAGUGACUGGGUGAGCUCUUGCCGGCUGGCACAUUCUAUAACCAGGGGCUUGGCGUACCUGCACACAGAGCUACCUCGAGGAGACCAUUACAAACCUGCAAUAUCCCAUCGUGACUUGAACAGCCGCAAUGUACUGGUAAAGAAUGAUGGAACAUGUGUAAUUAGCGAUUUUGGGCUCUCCAUGAAGUUAACUGGAAACAGGCUGGUGCGCCCAGGUGAGGAAGAUAAUGCAGCCAUUAGUGAGGUCGGUACGAUCCGCUACAUGGCCCCAGAAGUGCUAGAAGGAGCAGUGAACUUAAGGGACUGUGAAUCUGCUUUGAAACAAGUAGAUAUGUAUGCACUAGGCCUCAUCUACUGGGAGAUAUUUAUGCGAUGUACAGACCUCUUCCCAGGGGAAUCUGUGCCAGAGUACCAGAUGGCUUUCCAGACAGAAGUCGGAAACCAUCCCACUUUUGAAGAUAUGCAAGUCUUGGUGUCCAGGGAAAAGCAAAGACCAAAAUUCCCAGAAGCAUGGAAAGAGAACAGCCUGGCUGUGAGGUCACUUAAAGAAACAAUCGAAGACUGUUGGGAUCAAGAUGCUGAAGCUCGAUUAACUGCCCAAUGUGCUGAGGAGAGAAUGGCAGAACUCAUGAUGAUUUGGGAGAGAAAUAAAUCAGUUAGUCCAACAGUCAAUCCAAUGUCAACUGCCAUGCAAAAUGAGCGGAACCUGUCACAUCAUAGACGAGUGUCAAAAAUAAGGCCAUAUCCAGAUUACUCCUCUUCUUCCUACAUUGAAGAUUCAAUCCACCACACUGACAGCAUAGUGAAGAACAUUUCGUCUGAACAUUCAAUGUCCACUACACCUCUGACUUCAGGGGAAAAGAAUAGAAACUCCAUUAAUUAUGAGCGGCAACAAGCACAAGCUCGCAUCCCUAGUCCUGAGACAAGUGUCACCAGUUUGUCCACCAAUACUACUACCACCAAUACAACUGGCCUCACUCCUAGCACUGGCAUGACCACCAUAUCUGAAAUACCUUAUUCAGAUGAAACAAACGUACAUACUACAAACGUCAUGCAGCCAGGUGGGCCCACGCCAGUUUGUCUGCAGCUAACAGAGGAGGAUCUAGAGACAAAUAAACUGGAUCCAAAAGAAGUAGAUAAGAACCUGAAAGAAAGUUCUGAUGAGAAUCUGAUGGAACAUUCACUCAAGCAGUUUAGUGGGCCAGAUCCACUCAGCAGCACUAGUUCCAGCUUGCUUUAUCCACUGAUAAAACUUGCAGUAGAGGUGACAGGACAACAGGAUUUCACGCAAGCUAGCAAUGGUCAAGCAUGUUUGAUUCCAGAUGUCCCAUCUGCUCAGGUCUAUCCUUUACCCAAGCAGCAGAACCUUCCGAAGAGGCCUACUAGCCUCCCUCUAAACACCAAAAAUUCAACAAAGGAGCCACGGUUAAAAUUUGGUGGCAAGCACAAAUCAAACUUGAAGCAAGUUGAAACAGGCGUUGCCAAGAUGAACACUAUCAAUGCCGCAGAACCUCAUGUGGUGACCGUUACCAUGAAUGGAGUGGCUGGUAGAACCCACGGCAUAAACUCUCAUACUGGCACGACCCAGUAUGCCAAUGGGGCAGUGCCGUCUGGCCAGACAGCCAGUUCAGUAGCACAGAGGGCCCAGGAAAUGCUUCAGAACCAGUUCAGUGGAGAGGAUAGUCGUCUGAAUAUUAAUUCAAGCCCUGAUGAGCAUGAGCCCUUGUUGAGGCGGGAGCAGCAGGUUGGCCAUGAUGAAGGUGUUCUGGACCGCCUAGUAGACAGGAGAGAGCGACAACUUGAUAAUGGCCGAACAAAUGUUAAUAACAAUAACAGUAAUCCGUGUCCAGUGCAAGACACAGCUACACUCACUAUCCAGAAUGUAGCCAGAAAUCCUGGGCAGACUCAGACUAGAAGAGCACAGAGGCCUAAUUCGCUGGAUCUAUCUGCCACAAAUAGUUUGGAUAGCAGUAGUAUGCAGUUAGGUGACUCCUCACAGGACAGCAAAUCGGGCUCAGGAGAAAAGAUCAAGAAACGUGUGAAAACUCCUUACUCGCUGAAGCGAUGGCGUCCUUCCACGUGGGUCAUCUCCACUGAGCCGCUGCACUGCGAGGUCAACAACAACGGCGGUGACCGGGCAGUGCACUCCAAAUCCAGCACUGCUGUUUACCUUGCAGAAGGAGGCACUGCCACCACAAUGGUAUCUAAGGACGCAGGAGUGAACUGCCUGUGAAAUACUUUAAAAGCCGACAAGUGACUUUUUUCUUUUCUGUUCUUUUCUUUUUUUCCAUUAUUUGAAACAAACAUACAGAAGACAUUUUAAAAAACUGCUUUCUCCUCCUGUCAGCAACCCCUAUCAAGGACUCGCUUUAAAUAGAUUUCAGCUAUGCAGAAAAUUUUUAGCUUAUGCUUCCAUAUUUUUUUAUUUUGAUUUAUUUUUUGAACAUUUUUGCACUUUUAUUUAGUAUCGCUAAAGUUAAGUCUGUCUGUUUUGACCACGGAAUAUAUAUAUGUGUAUCAAAAAUGUGGUCUCAAAAUAUUUUUUUAAAAAAAAACAAAAAAAGGUAUUGCUGAUAAUCAGUUUGGACCAGUUUCUUAAGGUCACUAAGAUCAUAAGCAGACUAUAAGACAGGUUUGACUGCGGUGGUGUCUUGUAACCAUGUUUUGAUUUCUGUGCGCGAGCUAGUCUGUAUAUUUCUAUGUUACAAAGUGUAUUCUCUUUUGCCCCUCCAUUUUUCUUGUGUCAUGUUGAAAUGUGCAAUAGUCUAUAGUUCACAGUAUGCUUUAUUGAGAAAGUGUUUCUAAAACUGCCACAUGUUCCCGUUUUUGUCUUUAUUAUGUUUUCCCUGACAGUUGAGCAGUCAGCCAGUUGUGACAAUGAACUUUGCACACCGUAGCCAGCUCAAAGCUGCUGCCUGUAUCGCAUCGUGCUCUGAGGUGACAAUGUAUGAACUUUCCCCAGCUUGAAAGGGCUCUUUAAAAGGAACAAAAAUUGAGUUCAGUACCUUUCCUCUGAUCCUUCUCAACCGAAGUGAGUUUCGUUAAUGGUGGUAGAUGCCAGCCUGUCAAGUUCUGAGUAACCAAUUGUUGAACAAAUGUAAGGAAACAAUGUCAGCCACUUUUGUACUUUAUUUUGUGUACAGUUUCACCCUUUGUAUUUAUGUAAAACCAGAUCACUACUAGUGUACGUUGAAAAAUGCAACUCAAACAGAAACCUAAGUAACUGUCAUUCGUAAGAGCUUUAGUGAAGAUAGGUUGUGAACGUUUUUUAUUAACAAAGAGGAACAAGUAUGAAUCUUAUCUGGCACAAAUCUUUCCUGACUGAACACCUUCCAGACAGUCUGGGUAAAAUCAGCCUGAUGACCUUUGCAAGAAGGUGCGUCCUCACUGGUUGCUGUUGCUGAGCUUAAACGUUUCUUCCCCUCAGGUUUUCAAAGCCCUUCAUUCGUCUUGGUAGAAUCUACUGCAUGCUUUUAAAAUUCAUGGGUAUGAGUGUUUGGCUGGGAAGGUUGUUUUUUUUCUGGUUAAACACUUCUUUCAGUUUGUAUGUAACACUCCACACGUUGAUUUUAGCUGUCAGUGAAUGUGAAUCUAAUAUGUAUUGAGAUUAUUUUUUUCACCAUCUUAUAUAGAUCUUUUCUUAGAAUAAUCAUUUUUACUGUCUACUGAAAGCAAACUAAUUUCCUUACUGGCCAGGCCUUCCUUUCACUUAAGAAUUAUUCAUCCACCUGAGAAGUACUCUGAUGGAAAAUACUUCAGUAAAAACUGUUUAAAUUAAAUAUAUAUAUUUGUGUGUGUGUGUGUGUGUGUGUGUGUGUGUGUGUGUGUAAAACACAUGUCAGUCUUUGGUAAUGAGGUCAAGUUUUACUUCAGAAAACUGGUGAUGUUCAAAAAAUAAAAUAAAUUCUAUGUAGCCAUCCUGCCAAACUCCUGUGGUAGGAUACUGGCAGCAGUCACUUGCCUCUCCCAACCUACCUUCUUGUGGCAGCCAGAAAAAGGAGCUCUGUGCUCUCAAGCUUGUUUGUUUCCUUGCUGUUGUAUUAUUUUUCCCCAUGAGGUAAAAUUGCUAGGUCUGUUUUGUACAUCUGAUAUAACUGGUAUAAUAUAUACCUUGCUACAUCUGAUUCUUGCUAUUUCUCAAAAUCUUGCUUGUGCUUUAUGAUUUUCUCCUUCAAUGGUUCUACAUUUUUCUUAUAUUCUUGUACGUAUCUCCAAGAGAUAACUCUAAAUCCAAAUUUUUGAUUCAGUGUAGUUGUGGAAAUUCAAGCUAUGAGAUAUAGUUUGGGCUCCCUGUGCUCUUUAAGCACCAGCUUAAAUAAUAACUCUGAGGUGCAGUUCUGUUAUCAUGAUGUAUAAAUAUAUAGCUAUUCUUUCCCUCUUCAGAAAAUACAGCCUUUCUCUGGUUUUACUUUCAAUUCACUCCCCUGCUUCCCAUCUGCUACAAUCUUGCAUCCCAGAUGUUGAAAACCUGCCAGUUGCUCAGCUGGGUUUCAAGACCUCAAUCAGAAUUUUUGGCAUUCUGUUCAUAAUGUUGGCCACGUUUUUCAUCUCUUUUGGACUUCUUCAAAUCUGCAUUUGAUGUACAGUAUGUUGACUUGGGAUGGUUACUGUAUCAUGCAUAUUGAAGACUCUUCACUCAUUUUCCAGUGACUUUCUGGUUUGCCUUACAUAUGUAUCAUCCAUCAGCAUUUCAGAAUGUGGGCUGAAAAGCAUAUUUAGGACACUUAUCUAACGUGACAGACUCUGGGGAUAGAAAAGUUAUUUGCUCUGACUAGUUCUUUCUGCUAAGACAGGUUUGCUGUGAAAUUCUAGCCUUUCUUUUCAGACCAAUCCUUUGUAUGAAACCCAACUUUUGUUAUGCUUAAUGCAAUCAAAAUAAUUUUGAUACCAGAUGAAGAUUCUUGUGCAGUUUUUGUUGAACAUUUUUUAAGCAUGCAUAAAAAUUUCAUUUCCUCUAUCUUUUUUCUGUCACUUCCUGGAAAACCUUUUGGGGAUGAAUUUUAAUUAGUAAAAGGUAUUGGAUUUGUAACCUACCAUGGAUAAAUAUUAUUUGUAGCACAACAGAAAUGUGUACUUUAUCACAGAAUAUCCUAUAGAUUACGUAGAGAAAAAGUAUUUAUUUGUAAAGGUCAGUCAAAACAAACUCUUAAGUGCACAACAAAAUAUUGUAAUUCUGCACAGCUAGAUGAGAUCAGAUUAUUAGUUUGUUUUUAAUGCUUAUUUUAUUAAUGUCCAAUUUUAUUUUUUACUCACAGUGCAUAAUCCAGUCUCCGCAGAAUACUUUCUCUGUAAAUUAAAUGAUACUGAAUCUCAUCUCGUGUCCUGGGGAAUCAUCCUUAACCAAAUAAAAUGCAUGUAAGAGAGAAUUCUACAGAUCAGACACGUGGAGAUAGGUGGUAAAUGUACUGCAAUCAAGGGACACAAAUGGUUCUGUUUGUUUGUUUUAGGAUAAUGAUGACAGUUGAUAAUAUUCUAUCAACAUCUCAUGUAUACUGCAGAUAAGCUAAAAGUAGAAAAAAUGAAAAAAAGACUGAUAGUGUAAAUACCUAUGAGUUGUGCCACUGUCAAAUAGGCAACAGUAGAAUAUUUGCUAUGGUAAUUUAUAAUGUAUAAUUCAAGUAAAAUAUUAUAGCAAACAUUUGUGAUGUUUGUAUAUAUAACCAAAAUCCAAAAGCUUAUUGGUUUUUUUAAAAAAAUGACAUGCUAGUAGAAGUUAAAUGAGUUAGUUAGGUAUCUCUUUUUCUGCUUCCUAUGUUUCCUCACCAAUAUUACGUGGUUUUUAGAAUGUGAAUUCUAACCAUUUGAACAGACAUGCAAGCAUAGUCAAUUGUAUUCUCUUCUAAAUUGGAAAUUUGCAAGUAAAGUUAUCUGAAACAUUUCCCUGACUUUGCUUAUAAAGCUUGAUAGUUUCAUGUGCUAAACAUUUAUUGUGUCUUUCUUCUAACUCUGAGAUGCACUUAAAUUGCACAGCUAAAAGAUAAAGAAAUUCCUAAUUUAAAGGAAGACCAGUUAAUAUCAUCACGUUUAGAAUAUUCUCUGAAAUUUGUUUAGAAAUGUUUAGAAAUUCUCUGACAUUUUUUCUAUAUUGUGCUUUCUUACUUUUAUUCAUGUCAGUCUUGUUUCCGUUUACAAAAUAAUCUCAUUUCCACAGGCAAUCAAGAUAUUUUUUUUCCCAGUACAGGGUACAAAAAGCAAUACAAGAUGGAUGCUGUCAGGCUUCUGGAAAAGAAAAAUCAAACAAAAACCCUUAUAAAUCCGCUUAUGAAGUGUGUAUCUUUCCAUCUGUCAACUCUCUUAAAAAUCAUUCAUUAAUUCUGCCUGCCUCAGAAAGGAAAAUAAGGAUGUCCUGUAUUUGUUUGGAAUGGAUUAUUGGGCAAAAUUUAACAAUAAUGAAUUGCUGCAUAGAAAAUACAUAUACAUUGUACACCAGUAUAUGCCAUAAUUUCAGUAUUCAGUCAUCCUGUAUUUUUCUUUUCUGAUAUCUCUGAAGUAUUUAUAAGUGUUUAAAACAGCAACAGAAGACCUCUAUAAUACUGCUGAGUCAGUGUUCAGGUGAUAAUUUUCUUCCUUUAAAAUAAUAUUCACAAGAUCGUAGCCAUUCUGCCACUGAAACAUAAUAAUGGAAAGUUCCAGCCUAAUUAAGGAUUUUUUUUAAAUUCAUGUUGCAGUUAAUAUGGGAAAAAUUGUAUCAUGCUGUAGUUUUUACUUGUAUGAAAAUGAUGAAGUUCUCAAUGCUGAAAAUUAGCUUUUUUAAAGUCAUAAAAAUAAUAAUUACCUAGCACAGUAGUAUAUAUGCAUGACCAAGUAUAUAUGAAAUUUGGGGCAGCUUACUAAAGAUUGAAAUAGGUUUGAUUAGUCUAUGAAAGUUGGGUUAUAGAGUGGAUGACUUUGUAUUUUGCAUAAAUUUGCAUUAUUUGAACUUUUCUCAACAGUCUCCCACUAUGCAUUUUGCCAGGUAAAUAUAUUAAUCUCUUUUUUUUUUUAAUGUUCUUACUAAUUUUUGUUCAACUUUAUUCCUUUCUUCAAAGAAAAAUCUAUUGCAGCGGAGCCAAAUAUAUCUAUUUUUUUGUAAACUCUGUAUGUAUUUAGAUGCAUACGUAUGUCAUGCAGAAAUUCCAGGAUUAACUUCUUGAGUUACGGCAUCAGAUGGUAGCACUGGUAGCAAAUAUAAUGGUCUUUUUCAGAUAUCGUUCUUAAAUUGUCUUUAUAAUAAAAUUGGGCUCAGGCUGUGACAUAAUCCAGCAGUGUAAGAUCCCUCAUGACAUGCUUGUCACUUUGUCACCGAUUUAAGAUUUCUCCUUUCAAGUUGGAAAAAAACAACAACAAACCAACCCUCAUCAUUUUUAAUCCACUAUAAUUUUUACAAGGCUUUUUUAUGCAGUAGCUGCUGUAGUGAAGUCUGUGGUAACCCUUUGAUUGUGGGGGGGAGGUUUAGGCCAUUAAAUCCAAUUGCAUUUUAGGCUUCUAUGUUAUCCUAGAAAAACUCAAGCUGUAGACAUGCAUCCAUUUCAUUUUUUAUUUAUUCUUUUCCCCUAAUUAUGUUCAGUUUUUAUGUGAAAUAGUAAGAAACCAGAUUUCUCAUUUUUAGGUUUCUUUUGAACUGAGUAAAACUGGUAGUGGAACUUCUGCUUCUGCAGAAGAGAUUUAGGCCCUCCUUUGAAUCGCAAUGGGAGUCCCAUUUGGCACAAACUUAUCCAGGGAAAUCUAUGCAUCACAAACACGGACGCCACAAACAAGCUGGUGCUUGAGCCAAAUGCUAUUGAAAUGAGAGAGGUGUCUGCCAUCAGUUAGGAGCAAAGAAGAGCUGGCGCUGGUUUGAAAACUUAGGAUUAGCUGUGAGAAAGCCAGUGUGGAACGCUGGGCCUCGUGGGCUAACCCUGACUGCUGGUAUUCUUAGGGCUGCUACCUGGUGACUUGGUUCAGGCUUCCACAGCAGGUCAGCACCAGUUCAGCUGUGGUUAUUGUUGAGAAAUGGGACUGCACCAGUGGGAGGGCAGUGCCAGGUUUUCAGGUAAAUCCUCAUUCACACCAAACCCCUUUGAUGUUCAUCUGGGCUUAACGCAGGUCUGAUUUAGUGGCUGUUACGGUGUGUUAGUAAUAUGGAAUUACUUUUUAUGGCCAAUUCUAUUUAUUUCACUAUGGUUUAAUUACAUAUGUGCAUAACAGUCAAGAACUGAUUGGAGUUACGCUAAUUUGUAGUGUAGAAGUCAGAUUGUUUUAAAAGCCCUACUAAUCAGUAAUUGUGUGAAGUUGCAGGUCAUUCAGUUGGUUAACUUCAGUGCACAGGUCACACCCUACUGUCACAGCAAGGAAGGAUUUCUUCAAAGCUCUUACAGGCUUCUGCAGAUAGAUUACCUCUGUCAGGACCACAGAUCUUGCCUGGUAAUUAUUUUAAAGCAAAAAUAACUACCCUUAUCAUUUACUGGUUUUUAGAUCCCGUAAAAGUUAUUUUUUUUAAAUCAUUCACUAGUUUUUAAAGCAACAAAAAUGCGUGAGGUUUAUAUUUCUAGAGCACUUGAUUCACUUUUUUUCUUUUGUGCUUCAGAACUGUAUCAUGAAGUAUCACACUUCCAUCUUGUUUAUUCAAAUGGAAAGAAAAUAAUAGAUGUUUCUGUAAUCUUUAGGUCAGAGGAACACAAACAGGCAAAUCCAUGUUACUGCUUUCAUUGGUCACUUUUGAAUUUCUUUAUUUUUGUGACUCCUCUUUCACAAUGUUGAAAUGUAUUUAAAAAGGUUUGUCUAUAAUGUUUCUUGUCUGCUUUUUGUCUCUAGAGAAGAGUGUGCUCUAUUCACAUUUAUAUAAGCUGGAAUCAUACUUUACAAUUGCUGCCGAUUAUUUUUCCCCCAAAUGCAGAGGAAAAUGAACACAGCAGAAACAAAUUUCUAGGGUUUGGUCUUCUGUAGAAGCUGAAAUAAGGAUAUGUGAAACUGACAUUUUCCUUAUGAUGGAUGGUAAAGAGAGCAUUAAUUUCUGAGCGAGCUUUUCUGGGGAAGAGGGGGAGAAACCCUAGAAUAUGGAUUCUCAUCAGAACCCUUUUGUUAACGGGUAUUUUUGUUUUUUUCUCUCAAAUGAUUGAGUAAAUAUCAUGUAUGAAUUUAUAAAUAAUUGCUUUCAGUUAUUUCUUUUGUAUAAGCUGCCCAGUACCCUUGCUAUGCUGUAUAAGUUGUGUUUCAUGGAACAGUGUGAGUAUGAAAUAAAAGCUAAGUUUUGUUUUUUAAUCAUCUGUGGAUGCCACUAUGAAAGCUGACAUUGUUAAAGCCACUACAGAGUUUUCUAUGAAUACUUGUAAGAAUUGCUUUGUUAUAUAUAAACCUAAAUAAAGAGAUUGUAUUGAUACAGAGACAUGGGAUAAGAACAUUUAAAAGGCUAUUCUUUAGGUCUAAAAGAAAAGGCUUGCUGUAAAAUGGUGCAUUAUUCCAUUUAUUAAAGAUCAUAUUAAUGACAAAAA
Molecule: messenger RNA, 10793 nt
Organism: Tympanuchus pallidicinctus (lesser prairie-chicken)
Lineage: Eukaryota; Metazoa; Chordata; Aves; Galliformes; Phasianidae
Gene: BMPR2
Product: bone morphogenetic protein receptor type 2
Exons: 13
Coding region: 443-3577 (1044 amino acids)
Biological process (GO): protein phosphorylation; cellular response to growth factor stimulus; BMP signaling pathway
Cellular component (GO): plasma membrane; signaling receptor complex
Molecular function (GO): transforming growth factor beta receptor activity; ATP binding
Source: RefSeq, a predicted model, not a curated record